CCGCGCGCGAACGCGGACGCGCCGCCCGCCCAAGUGUAGUGUACCGUGUUUGUGUUACAGGUAUCCCAUAUUAAAAGAUAAUAGUGACUGUGGUCGGCUCACAAGUGAAAGUACCAUCAAAGUUACGUUUAAGUUAAGAGGUUUAGUGACAGUGAACUAAUGACAAGAAUAGUAAUUGAUAAUUUAACAUUCCACGAUGGCGCUGACGCACCUGCUCAACGAACAAGCUAAGCCCUCCCUCCCCGUGCUGACUGACACCUACCUGUACAGUUGAAAACAUGGUCAAAUAGUGCUAGUGUUAAGUGAAAAUGAGCUUAUAAGUUAAGUCAGUCAGUAGAGAUGCCUUACUACGGCUACCGCGAGUCGGAGUCGAGUGGGGCGGAGUCCGGGGCUGAGUCGGACUCCGAGGGAGGCCUGAGUACUGAGAGCGCGGCGGGGCCGGGGCUCCCUUACCCGGGGUUCACGCCGGUCGCGCUCCGGUACCUCACACAGGACACCAGGCCAAGGAGUUGGUGCCUCAAGCUGAUCACCAAUCCGUGGUUCGAGCGGGUGUCAAUGCUGGUGAUCCUGCUGAACUGCGUCACGCUCGGCAUGUACCAGCCGUGCGUCGACGACCAGUGCGUCACCAACCGCUGCAAGAUAUUACAGGUGUUCGACGACAUAAUAUUCGCGUUCUUCACGCUGGAGAUGACCAUCAAGAUGGUGGCGAUGGGCGUGUACGGGCACGGCACCUACCUCGCCGACUCCUGGAACCGGCUCGAUUUCUUCAUCGUACAGGCCGGAGCCCUGGAGUACGCUCUCAACGUGGAGAACAUAAAUCUAUCAGCCAUUAGGACUAUCAGGGUGUUGAGACCUUUGAGAGCGAUUAAUAGGAUACCAAGUAUGCGAAUUCUAGUGAUGCUCCUACUAGACACGUUACCGAUGUUGGGUAAUGUUUUACUGCUGUGUUUCUUCGUUUUCUUUAUAUUCGGUAUAGUCGGUGUGCAACUUUGGGAGGGCAUACUGCGGCAACGGUGCGAGCUGGUCUUACCACCCAACGUCCUGAGGCCCAACAUAUCGUUUUACUACGAAUUCUCCAAAGAAUUGGACUACAUCUGUACCACGCCAGAGGACAGUGGAAUGCAUACUUGUGGAAAUUUUCCACCAUACCGCUAUGGGCCUUUGGUCUGCAACGAGACAGCGAAGCCCUUCUCCUAUAAUAGCCCAACAAAUGUCUCAUGUGUGAACUGGAAUCAAUAUUAUACAAACUGCACACAAAGAGGAUCGAACCCAUUCCAAGGGACAAUUUCGUUCGAUAAUAUUGGCUUGGCCUGGGUCGCGAUAUUUCUGGUCAUUUCACUCGAAGGAUGGACGGAUAUAAUGUAUUAUGUUCAAGAUGCCCACAGCUUUUGGGAUUGGAUUUAUUUUGUACUUUUAAUAGUGAUUGGUUCAUUUUUUAUGAUCAACCUCUGCUUAGUCGUUAUAGCGACGCAAUUUAGUGAAACAAAAAAACGCGAAAUGGAGAGAAUGAGAGCGGAGCGUGCGAGGUUUACGUCAUCAUCGACGCUAGCCUCCUCCACCAACAACAGCGAGCCAGCGACGUGCUACGCUGAAAUAGUCAAAUACGUCGCCCAUCUGUGGAGAAGAUUCAAAAGACGCAUGGCGAAAAAAAUAAGAGUGUACAGGUAUCAGCGCGCUCAGCUCAAAUGGCGGACGAGCAGAGAGACGUUGCAACUACCCGCACACCGACCGAAACAGCACCAUCCCUGUUGCCCGAGAGUUCAUCCACCGGGUAACGGCAAAAGCGCUGUUGACGAGAGUAACGACGAGGCCCUGAGCCGGCCGAGCCUUUUGAGAGUACCCUCACUAUCCGCCGCCGAUCUGGAGAAUGCGUCGAAUUUAUCUUUGCUAUCACCACCGUCGCUGGCGAGAAGACGGUCAUCGGUUAUGUUCAGUGACACGGUGUUACUCCACGCACCAAACACACCGCACUUGGCACAUCCACACAAUGUGUGCUCAUCAGAGAAGAUGACACAAACAGAAUUUGACUUGCCCACUGGUGAGACAGCGGAAGAAAGAGCGGCGGCAGGUGGUACCAUGUCAUGUCAGGAGCUCCUGGCAUUAUCUGGGGCACUGUCAGCAGCCUUACCUACUGGACAAGUAGCAUUAGAUUCCUUUUUCGAAGAACUGACUAAAGGCAUAAGCAAACGCGCCGGAGACGAAAAAGUUGAGACUAAGGUUGUAGAAAUAGAUGAUUUUUCAUGCUGUGCCGAAUUAAUAGCAGCUGAGGCUGCGGCAAAGGAAAAGAAAAAGGGCAGAUUUUCAAACGCUUGUCGCAACAUGUGGAGAUCUGUUUCCAAGUUCUUUAGUAUGUUAAGAAAGCACAUAAAGGCAAUCGUAUGUCAUAAAUACUUUCAACAAGGUAUCCUAUUAGCCAUAUUAAUAAAUACAUUAUCAAUGGGUAUCGAGUAUCACAACCAACCCGAGGAGCUUACAGUUAUUGUUGAAAUAAGCAACAUCGUAUUUUCUGCUAUAUUCGCCGUAGAAAUGAUAUUAAAGAUUAUAUCAGAGGGACCGUUCAAAUACAUUUCUAACGGUUUCAACGUUUUUGAUGGUAUUAUUGUUAUUUUAAGUGCGUUUGAGCUAGCUCACAGUUUUAAUAAUGAACAAGACUUAGCUGGGAGCUCGGGCUUGUCAGUGCUCCGUACAUUUCGCCUUUUGCGAAUACUAAAGUUGGUACGUUUUAUGCCGAAUUUGAGGAGACAACUGUUCGUCAUGCUGCGAACGAUGGACAAUGUAGCAGUAUUCUUUUCACUCCUCGUACUUUUUAUUUUCAUAUUCAGUAUUCUGGGCAUGUAUCUAUUCGGUGGUAAGUUUUGCAAGUUCGUGGAGGACAAUGGCACCGAGCGGGACUGUACCUGCCCCGAGAUCAUAUCGCAUCACCCCAAAUGUGAAUGCGACCGGAAACAUUUUAAUAACAUACUCUGGGCCACUGUCACCGUCUUUCAGGUUUUGACGCAGGAGGACUGGAACGUUGUAUUAUUCAACGGAAUGGAAAAAACGAGUCAUUGGGCCGCGCUAUAUUUCGUAGCUCUAAUGACAUUUGGGAAUUACGUGCUAUUUAACUUGCUCGUAGCUAUUCUCGUCGAGGGUUUCAGUUCUGAGCGAAACGAACGACGAGAAAGGGAGCAGAGGGAAUUAGCUAAGUCGAAAUUAUCCAGUGAGUGUUUCUCUGAUAACAAUGAGCUUCAGUAUGAUGACUCUAAUUCGGGAUCCCAUUCUAGCGACAGCUUCUCACAAAAUGAAAUAAAAAACUUCUGGAAGUCAGCUGACGAUAUCAGAAAGGCGAAAGAUGAAAACGGACAUAAAGACAAGACGCAGUCGCGUAGAAAAGUUAAGAGCAAUCAUCACCCCACUCUUUGCAAGGACUGUGCUCAGUCGAACAAGUGCAAUCUACAAAAGGAAUCAAAAAUGCUAGCGUCAAACACAGGAGUGACAGAGAAUAGUACAGUGGUUCCCAUGAUAACCACCACCGCUGCUACACCUCAGGAUUCACCAUCGACAACCCUGGAACCGGGAACCACAUUCAAGGACUUCAAUAUGGCUUUGACUCUGGAAAGAUCGACUAUGUUAUCCAGCUUAGAUUCCAUUGAUAGGACAUCGUGUACAAGCAUUCCCGGGCUCCUAAAGCCACCGAACAGUUACACCUUAACGCUGCAUUCGGCGGCUGCGCAACUGCGGUCGGAGAAAGCGAGGCUCCCACCGAUGACCCUAGCCCCACCACCAGUUACGUUAGCGCCACCACCCACCAGGUCCACGUCUCCUGGUACCGCCACUCCCGCCACCCCAAGGUCGCUACCGUCACCGAUGCUGCCGGAGAAGAAUCUCCAAGUUACCAUCGCCAAGGAAGACAACUUGAACGUCAGCGAAAAGUCCAGCCUCAUCAGUUCGCAGAAGAGUCUCACAAUUGUGACGCCGACUACGAACGGCGAUGACAAGUGCAAGGUCCAACGUGGCUACAGCUGGAGACUUUCACGGCCUAGUCUGAGAAAGAAGAAGCAGAGGACUGGAUCAGACUCUGACGCCGUGAUUCUCAACAAUGGCAGAGACCAUAUCGCUUGUAAUGGUUCUAAUCUGCGUAAAAACGAGCUGCUGCUAUCGUCUUCUAUCGUGAUCAAGAACGACACACAGUCUGAACUGAACAACCGGUCGAAGUCUCAGCUUCCCCCUCCGAGAGUGUUGGCGCCACCUGCUAGACGAGUUUCAGCACAUACGACGCCAAUACUGCCAGAUGUGUCGUGGAAGGCUCCAGAGGCGGGGUUUUCGUCGGACUCAACUGUCAGAUUAGACGCCGUCAAAACAUCCACCCACAGACUAUCCCUGACCAACGACUAUUUGACAGUAACAACUGUUUCCGAGGUGAAGGCGAGCAACCUGUCCGGGGGGCCGGCCCCUCCCCCGGCCUCCCUGCCCCCCCUGCAGCCCCGGACCAACAACCAGGCCCUGCCACUUAUCAAACAGAUCAAUGAAGAGGUGGCAAACAACAACGUCUGUAUAUUUUCGCCGCGGUUCGACCGGCGACAGUUCCGGUUCAAGGACCUGUUUAGGUUCAUGGAACCGACUGGGUGUCUCAAGGAAAAGGAGGACUACUCCCUCUAUAUAUUCGCCCCGGAUAACAAGAUGCGUCGUCUCUGCACAUGGAUGGUGACUCGCAACGCGUUCGACAACAUCGUGCUGCUGUUUAUCGCCCUCAACUGCAUCACGCUGGCGAUGGAGCGACCCAACAUACCGCCUGACUCCAAGGAGCGGGCAUUCCUGUCUAGCGCGAAUUAUGUCUUCACUGUAGUGUUCGCUGUGGAGAUGUUUAUUAAGGUGGUAGCAUCUGGCAUGUUUUACGGGCCCGAAGCUUACUUCACCUCGGGGUGGAACAUCAUGGACGGCUCGCUGGUCAUCAUAUCCAUUAUCGAUCUCCUCAUGUCGCUGGUCUCUGAGAGUAGUCCAAGGAUCUUCGGGAUUUUGAGGGUAUUCAGGCUACUGCGGUCUCUGCGACCGCUGCGAGUGAUAAACAGGGCCCCAGGGUUAAAGCUCGUGGUACAGACGCUACUGUCGUCGCUCAGACCCAUCGGUAACAUCGUGCUUAUAUGCUGCACGUUCUUCAUCAUUUUUGGGAUUCUGGGAGUACAGCUAUUCAAAGGCGCGUUUUUUUACUGCGAGGGCGCCAACAUAAAGAACGUGAAGAACAAGUCAGAUUGCCUGGCGAUUGAGGGCAACGUGUGGGUGAAUAGGAAGUAUAACUUUGAUGACCUGGGCAAGGCUCUGAUGUCGUUGUUCGUGCUGAGCUCGAGGGACGGCUGGGUCAAUAUCAUGUAUACCGGCUUGGAUGCCGUUGGGGUUGAUCAGCAGCCAAUAGUGAACUACUCGGAAUGGCGUCUCCUGUACUUCAUAGCGUUCAUCCUGCUAGUGGGGUUCUUUGUGCUGAACAUGUUCGUGGGAGUGGUGGUGGAGAACUUCCACCGGUGUAGAGAGGAGCAGGAGAAGGAAGAGAGAGUGAGGAGAGCCGCGAAGAGAGCGCUGCAGAUGGAGAAGAAGAGACGAAAGAUGCACCAGAGGCCAUAUUAUGCGGACUAUGGUCAAUAUCGUCUUUUCGUCCACAACGUGGUCACUUCUAAGUAUUUCGACCUGGCCAUAGCUGGAGUCAUUGGCCUCAACGUCGUGACCAUGGCCAUAGAAUACUACAGAAUGCCCCCAGCUCUGCAGUAUGCAUUGAAGAUUUUCAACUACUUCUUCACCGCCGUAUUCAUACUAGAAGCGGCAAUGAAACUAGUAGCCCUAGGAUUCAAAAUCUACUUGAAAGACAAAUGGAAUCAACUAGACGUAAUUAUAGUUAUAUUAUCAAUAGUAGGUAUAGUUUUAGAGGAACUAGAGACAAAUAUAAUUCCAAUAAAUCCAACGAUUAUGAGGGUGAUGCGAGUACUGAGGAUCGCAAGAGUUUUAAAAUUGCUGAAGAUGGCAAAAGGUAUAAGAGCAUUAUUAGACACGGUCAUGCAAGCGUUACCUCAAGUCGGCAAUUUGGGGUUGCUGUUUUUUCUACUGUUCUUCAUAUUCGCGGCACUUGGAGUGGAGCUAUUUGGAAGACUGGAGUGCUCCGAUGAAAUCCCUUGUCAAGGUCUUGGCGAGCACGCGCAUUUCGCUAAUUUCGGUAUGGCAUUUCUCACUCUUUUUCGAGUGGCCACGGGAGACAAUUGGAACGGCAUCAUGAAGGACACUCUUCGCGAGGACUGCGACAGCUCCGUGGAUUGUGUGCGCAAUUGUUGCGUCUCCACCAUUAUAGCGCCCAUAUUCUUUGUUGUCUUCGUACUUAUGGCUCAGUUUGUACUCGUCAACGUCGUCGUUGCUGUCCUCAUGAAACACCUAGAAGAAUCACACAAGCAAAUGGAGGACGAAAACGACAUGGACGUUGAGUUAGAAAGAGAACUCGAACGAGAGGCGGACGACGAAGAAGACAGAGCGCUGUGUCUCGCGCUGGAACAGUGCGUCACACCCCCGAGAACUUUGAACAAGGUGCCAUCACUACCAGCUAACUUCACGUACAGUGAACCAAAACAACCAAUAAUAUUGUCACCAGCGCGCAGAAGACGUACUUUACAUUCGCAUCACGCGCUACUACCAGCAGCUCUAAUGCCGAGAAGGGCAUCUCUUUCCCCCCAUGCGUUUGUACGGAGACGACAAGAUUCCAACUCCGACACCCGAAGCGCAUUAUACGAGGAAGAUGCGCGAUUCAUUGACGCAGACGACAUAGACGAUCUGGAACCGGGGAGUCCUCCAAGGCGGGACUCCUUCUCCCAGAAUCGCAGGCAGAGGAUAGACAAAAUAAAUUCGCUUCGCGGCGAAGAAGCGAGGCUGCUGCGACCGCGGCAAAUGCUGCUAGCCGUUCCUACAACUAGACAGAGUAUCAAAUAUGGAUCUUCAAAAAGAAGACCGUCUACCGAAUCAGCCGCUACGAGCGAGGCGAGUCACGUUUCUCAACGGUCUCAACUGACGCCCGAAACGGCUGACCAACCUAUAAGCGAGGAGGAGAAAAUCAGAAUUGUAAUAGCAGAGAGACGAAGGAUCGACUCGACGAAGACCGAAGCUGAGGACGUAGAAAUGUCGGAACGAGGAUCCUAGUCCAGGCCAAGCCGGCCGCAACAACAUCACGAAGUUUACAUCUAGACUCGAGUCGAGAUGUAGACUGGUGUCCUCCUAUCUCCUUAAGUGUGUAAAUGGAUAGUACGAAUGUGGUGGCGGUUGCAAGUGAACUAAUAAACUAGUGUUUUCGAUUGACUCUCGAACGUCUCUGUCAAUCUUAAGUUAACAACCGAUCAGAUCGACUGCAAGUGUUACGGAAUGUCUUCUUUUCUCUCCGACUACCCUCCGCCUCUCCUGACCGCGGCCGGUUCAAUCGCAAAAAGACUUAAAUCAAUUUAUUGUUUAUUAAGGAUUAGUUAGUUACUAGAACUAGUCAAUUCGUGGUGGUGAGAUUUUCUACGAGUGCUAAAGUUUUCUUCGAAACUUAAUUUAGUUUUUAGUGCGGUGCUUACUGUAAAUCUUUUAGACUCUUAAGAUUUUCCAUAAGACCUCAACGAAAGUGAAAUCUGGUGUGCGUUUUAUUGGGUGUGUAGUUUUUGUGUCAAUUCGAAUAUUUAGAUUUAAUUUGUGUAUUUUAAGUACGGGUUUCCGAUCAUUGAAAUUUUGUAUAAGGACGAUUUUAAAAGCCUAUCGUUAUGUUUGUUUAUUGUUAAAUGUUGAUUUAUAUACUGACAGAUAACUAUUAAUGUUUAAGAAGAGUUUAGAUCAGUAGAUGAGAUCGUAGCUAGAUGUUUGUCUAUUUUACGAAUAGCAACAGAACCAAAAGUUCGUUCUAAGUAUUAAUUUCUCUUAAAGAAGAAAUAUUUUCUGAUAUAAAAUCGACCUAUUUUCAUACAAAUGGAAUUCAUAAAUUAGACUUUGUAAAAGACAAUUCGCACAUUAGAACUAGACGAUCAUCGAGUAAAGUAAAAGAAGAAAAUAUUAGGACGAUAGAAUAACUUCUUGCCUGUCUCAAGUAACAAAGAAUCUAAUAAAACUGUGAGUAGCCGUAAUAUAUUUGACGAUGUAAAAAACUUAAUUAAAACUAUUCAAGUAAUUACCCGACUCGAUGAAGGCAGCAUCUUGAAAAUAUUGUAGUCGCUAACAUAAUUUAGUUAGUUUUUGUUCCAAACGAGACGAAGUCGUAAAAUUCUCAUGCUAUUAAUCGAAAACUUAAGCGUUAAGAAAUUGUUUCGAGCGGAUAAGAAAGUCGCUCCUAGUGUGCCAAAUUUCCAAAUUAUUUUUAUGUAACUCCGAGUACUGUAUGUUCUUCUUGUACGUGUGAUUUUAUCAUAAGAAUGUACAAUAAGGAAAGUUCAGCAAUAAAUUUUAUACUUCGACUGUGCCUUUCCUAUUUCUAAUGUAUUAGCUCGAGUAAUGGAUGUUCACGUACUGUAUAGUUUAUAAUAGAAUAGACAUUUAGACGAUUUCAUACGAUUAUCAUAUUGCUGUCAUCUCCACUGUAUUAACUUUAAAGGUGAGACCGCACUACGCGACACGAUACGACACGACACUUCACCUAUCAUAGAACUUACUGUUCAAAACGUGCUUGUGCGGUCUUGCUUUUCGAUUGAAAACUUUUUUAACUUGGUUUUCUUAUUUAAUUUGAAUGUAUCUUAAAUCUUUGUACUAAAC
Molecule: messenger RNA, 8721 nt
Organism: Aricia agestis (brown argus)
Lineage: Eukaryota; Metazoa; Arthropoda; Insecta; Lepidoptera; Lycaenidae
Gene: Ca-alpha1T
Product: voltage-dependent T-type calcium channel subunit alpha-1G
Exons: 36
Coding region: 340-7146 (2268 amino acids)
Biological process (GO): sodium ion transmembrane transport; membrane depolarization during action potential; neuronal action potential
Cellular component (GO): neuron projection; plasma membrane; voltage-gated calcium channel complex
Molecular function (GO): low voltage-gated calcium channel activity; voltage-gated sodium channel activity
Source: RefSeq, a predicted model, not a curated record